Molecule: messenger RNA, 3060 nt
Organism: Heterostelium album PN500
Lineage: Eukaryota; Evosea; Eumycetozoa; Acytosteliales; Acytosteliaceae
Gene: ints4
Product: HEAT repeat domain-containing protein
Exons: 11
Coding region: 1-3060 (1019 amino acids)
Biological process (GO): snRNA processing
Cellular component (GO): integrator complex
Source: RefSeq, a predicted model, not a curated record
AUGAAUAAUAGAUCAACAACAUCUAUUAAAUCACCUCAACAACAAUAUCAACAACAGCAACAGCAACAGCAACAAGUAACAACAACUACUACUACAACAUCAACUACUACUGUACAACAAAGUAAUACAUCAACAACACCUUUAACAUCAUCAUCAUCAAUUCAGUUUAGUAAUAAUAAUGGAGUUACAAAUAUAAUACAAUCGACAUCGUUACAACAAAGUGUGGUUACAUCGAUUGUCAAUAGUAGUAUUAGUAUUAAUAAUGGUAGUAAUUUGAUAUUACCGAUUGCUUCAAAGAUUGGGUUGUUUUCAAUGUUGGAUCAGUUCAUGUUGGACAUUGGUAAUCCUGAUAGUCGUGUACGUUCAGAGUGUGCAUUGUACUUACUUCCUCAUCUACCUUUGAAUCAUCGGGAGAAUGCAUUCGACUUGAUCUACACCAUCAAGAAACAAAUGUCAAUAGAGACAAACACCGAUGUUUUGGUACUCCUAAUACGUUUGUUAUCGAUGUUGGCAUUAGAUAUCUAUGUAGAUAGUUGCGGUGUUGUCAACUACCUAUUGUCAACCACUAUAAAGUCAAAGAGGUCGUCGUCGUCGUCGUCGUCGAAAACCAAAAAGAAAGUGCUGGCUGCUUCACUCGCUGCCAUCCGACAGAUUGUUGUCUCCAAGGAUAUCAAUCUAUCGCUGCUGAUCACCACCACCGUAGAACCGCUGUUACACCACACCAGUCCCAUAGUGAGAAAAGAGUCGCUACUACUGUUAGGCACAAUCAAAAAGAAUCUGAAACAGGAAUCCGAAGAGAUUCAGCUAAUAAUGGUUAACUUUUUGAAGGAUCCCGAUUACCGUGUCAGAGAAUCGGCACUCCGUUCGUUGUACUCUAUCUUCUAUCGUGGUGGAUCACUCUCUGUCAAUAAGAUCUACCAACAGGCGACACUCAUGUUGUUGGAUCCAUACGAACAGGUCAGACUCGAAUGUAUCAAGCUGCUCUGGGUCAUAAGUAACGUCUAUCCAAAUCACAUACUCGGUACUAUCAACGAGCGAAACAAGAGUGAAAAGAUCAGAUUGGUAGAUGAUGUAUUCAAAAAGAUAUGUAAUGCUGUCAAUGAUCCAUCUGUCAUCGUUAGAAAUAAUGCAUGUAAAUUAUUAGGUUGUAUCUAUGAUGUAUCAUUGAAUUAUUUGAUACAGACACUUAGCAAAGAGAUUCUAUUUGAUUUUGAUCAUAAAGGUAGAAAGAAGUAUCAGAUUGGUCAUAGUAGAUAUACAAAACAACAUUUUACAAAUAAACAACAGCAACAACAAAAUCAACAGCAACAGCAGCAGCAGCAACAACAGCAACAAAAUCAACAGCAACAAGAUAGUGGACAACAACAAACUACUCAUAUUGGAUUACCAGAGGGUGAUAUCGAUUUUAUGACAUCAACAGAGUCAUCGAUGAGUUUAGUUGAUGCCGGUGCAACAGGUGCAUUCAUUCAAGGCUUGGAAGAUGAAUUCUACGAAGUUAGAUCGUCUGCAAUCGACAGUAUGUGUGAGCUAAGCGUUAGAAACAAUGAAUUCGCACAAAAGAAUAUUGAUUUCCUUGUGGAUAUAUUCACCGAUGAAAUUGAAUCCGUUAGAAUCAACUCUAUCAAUUCAUUAAGAAAGAUUGGUAAAAUGGUAACAAUUAAAGAAGAACAAUUACAUGUUAUAUUGGCAUCUCUUGAGAAUUCAUCAUCAGCAGAAAGACAAUCUGUACAUAGAUUACUUACCAAUAUACAUCUAUCGAAUUUUCAGUGUUUACUUGCAACCACUCAAGCAUUGCUUGUCAAUCUUCAAAAGUAUCCAAGAGAUCUCUACUCGAUAUUUGAAUGUCUAUCAAAGAUAGGUUCACAGAAUCAAUUCACAGAAUUUAUAGUUGAAGAUCUCCUACGUAUUGAUCCAAAGUUUGCUUCUGUUGAACCAAAUAUGGAUGAUAUAUUUUAUGUUGCAAUUAUGAUUGUAAUAUUAAAUAGUGCAAGAACAAACAAGACUAUCAUAUCAUUGCUACCACCAUUUUGGGUUCAACAUCAUCUCUAUCUAAAAGAUAAAUAUCCACAGUAUUUCCCUCAUACAUUACAAUCGGUAGAUGAACAAGAUCAAGUUGGACAGUCUUCAGCAAACAAAUAUCAACUUAAAUUAGAAUCACAAGAAGAUCUCUCUAAAUUCUUAAAGAAUACACUUGCACUUUUAAAUGGUGACAGUUCAUCGCUCAGUCUUCAGAGUCAAGGAAUAUUAGAUUUACUAAGAAGUAACAAAUACAAUCAGAUAUUGAAAUUGAUUGAAGAAUGUGAAAGAAUAUUGAAACCAACCUCUGAUUUCUAUUUAAUGUUUAUACAUAUUAUAAAGAUGAUUAUCAAUAUUAAAAGAUCACCUAUUCAUGAAUUGACAUUUGCUAAUGGUGCAAAGCUAUCUAAACUUUCCUAUAAGAUGCAAGUACAAUUUAUUGGAUUGGAAUCAAAGAUUCAAGCUAUACUAUAUGAAUAUCGACUAGUAGGUGAAGUAGUAAUGGCAAUAUACACAUUGUUACAAUCAAAUUCUGUUGUCGAUCAAAAACAAUUUAUGAAUUUAAGAAACAAAUUAACUUUUUACAAAGAAUUCUCAGAGAAACAUUCACUAAAGAUUCAUAAAUCUAUUCAGUCGCUCUAUGAUAAUUUAGAUAGUGUUCCUUUGAAUAACAGAGACAACAGCAUAGAACCACCAACCAAACAAGCAAGAGUCUACCCACAAUCUAUCAUUAAUCAUCUAUCACUAUUUCUAAUGGAAUAUGAACCCUCUUUAAUAGUUAUUAAUAUUUCUGGUAAAACUCAAUUACACCCUAUCUCCUCACAACACUUCACACCUAUCAAACCACUGUCAUUUGCUAUCUAUUCACCAUUAUAUAUAUCAUUACCAAAGAAAUCUCAUCCAAAAGAAAUUCUAUCGAUUGGUAUAAAUAUAUCUGAACUUGUUCCAAAUGACCCAAAUAAUUGUAAAUUACAUGCAAGAGAUAACUUUGAUUCCUAUCAAAUUAUCAUACUAAUUUACAUAAUUGCGCAUUUUGAUUGUUGA